CGAAGGAAAUAUAAACACUUCUCAUUUUAACCUAGUUCUCCACGGUUGUGAUGCAAUGCCAGGUAGCAUUGUGGAUACACAGUUAUUAAGUCUGUGUUAGCUUUUUUUCAUUACAUAAGCAUAUGUAAUUAUCGGAACAACCCAAACACCACCCGAUAGAUGCAGAAGCAGUUUUGGGAACUUGUCUGUCAGGACUUCUUAAACUGGUCAUUUGGGUUCUCCAUGAAUGCGAUUUCGUGGCUGCCCUGCUGGCUCCUGGAAAAGGUCAGUUCCUCUUCAGCAACACAGGAAAGACGUUUAAGCUGAUUCAGGAUUACUGACAUUGUGGCAUUGUUGUGUUGGUAUAGGUUUAGGAAAUACCCCCUUUCAGAGGAAGGAACAGCAAGCUUUGUUCUUCAUGGUGUUUUGUUUUUUUUUAAAGCAGAAGAGUUUUGAGCCGAGGGUUUGCAGAAGAUCUUGAAGCUGCCAGCUGCCCUCGCCAUGCUCCGGGCUGUGCUUUGGUUCCAGCCCUUGCUGAAGUGGUUUUCAGGAUGAAUCUGGAAAAACUCAGCAAACCAGAACUACUGACACUGUUUAGCAUCCUCGAGGGAGAAUUAGAAGCAAGAGAUCUUGUCAUAGAGGCUUUAAAGGCCCAGCACAGGGACACAUUCAUUGAGGAACGCUAUGGGAAAUACAACAUCAGUGAUCCACUGAUGGCUUUGCAGAGAGAUUUUGAGACCCUGAAGGAGGGGAAUCAUGGUGAAAAGCAGCCAGUGUGCUCCAAUCCUCUAUCUAUUUUGAAAGUGGUGAUGAAACAUUGCAAGAACAUGCAGGAAAGAAUGUUAUCCCAGCUAGCUGCUGCAGAAAGCAGACACAGAAAGGUGAUCCUGGACCUGGAGGAGGAGCGGCAGCGGCACGCGCAGGACGCGGCCGAGGGCGAUGACGUCACCUACAUGCUGGAGAAGGAGCGGGAGCGCCUCACCCAGCAGGUGGAGUUUGAAAAAUCCCAAGUGAAAAAGUUUGAAAAAGAGCAGAAGAAGCUGUCGAGCCAGUUGGAGGAGGAAAGGGCACGCCACAAGCAACUGUCUUCCAUGCUUGUUGUGGAGUGCAAGAAAGCCACUGCCAAAGCAGCUGAAGAGGGCCAGAAGACAGCAGAACUGAGCUUGAAAUUGGAAAAGGAGAAGAGCAAGGUGAGUAAACUGGAAGAGGAGCUGGCAGCCAAGAGAAAGCGGGGCUUGCAGAUGGAAGCACAAGUAGAAAAGCAGCUCUCAGAGUUUGACAUUGAAAGAGAACAGCUGAAAGCUAAGCUGAACAGGGAAGAGAACCGUACAAAAGCACUCAAGGAAGAGGUGGAGUGUCUGAAGAAAGCCCUGAAGGAGCUGGAGGCUUCUUGCCAGGAGCAGAGUCCUUGUGGGGCUGUGCAUCCCAGCCCGUCGGUGACAUCCAGGGGGGUCACGACUGAGAGUCCUGCAGUGAAGUCUGUGUCGUGCCAGACCGACGGGCUGCAGGCAGAGCGAGCCAGCAGCAGCAGCAGAGCUGCUCAGCCCGGGCCUGCCAGCCCCUCUGCACCUGCUCAUUCCUACUCAAAAUCCAACGGGCACUGUGACACAGACGUGCCGGCAGGGGAGAGCAGCGCCGCAGAGAGCGCGGUUCCCAGGGAGAGAUGUGCUGCAGCCUCCGAGAGCGCCGCGGAGAACGGCAGCUCUCCCGUGAGAACCGAGUCCCCGGUGCCCGCCGCAGCGUGCCUGUCCCCCGGCAGCACCGCCCCCGCGCUCAGCCCCUCGCCCUGCUCCUCCCCCGUGCUCGGCAGGCGCCUGCUGGCAGCCUCGGCCGGCAGCCCCGGCUACCAGUCGCCGUACCAGGUGGGCAUCACGCAGCGCUUCCAGGCGGCGCGGCACCGCUUCCAGGCGCAGGCGGAGCAGGAGCAGCAGGGCGGGGGGCUGCAGAGCCCCCCGGCCCGGGACCUGUCCCCCACGCUGGCCGACAGCGCCGCCAAGCAGCUGGCCCGGAACACGGUGACACAGGUGCUGUCCCGCUUCACCAGCCAGCAGGGCGCCGCCAGGGCCGUGUCCCCCAACAGCUCCCCCUUCGGCACGGACUACCGCAGCCUGGCCGGCCCCCGCGCCGAGCCCGCGCACGCCCCCGGCCCCGCCAAGGUGUCCAGCCCGCUCAGCCCCUUGUCUCCCGGGGUUAAAUCACCCACCAUUCCCCGAGCAGAGAGAGGGAACCCUCCACCCAUUCCUCCAAAGAAGCCCGGCCUGGCUCAGUCCCCUGCUGCUGCUGCCCCGCUCACCAAACCCCCCCUGGGCGCCCCCACGGACGUGGCCAGCAGCUGCUCCAGCAGCACCGUCCUGUCAAACGGCAAAGACCUGGACAUCCUCCUGCCCAGCAGCAGCUAGUCUCCAGAAAAUGGGAAUGUGACAUUCCACAGCUUAGCUAACCCUGCAGCUAAGACACUGUUUUUCCACUCCAUGUUAUUUAUUUCCAUAGUAGCAGAUUCUGUCUGUAUAAAACAUUUAGUAUAUAUUUUUUUUCUUUUUAAUAGGUAGGAAAAUAUUUUUGUUUAUGAAGAAACCUUAACUACAGCUAUACAGUAGCCUCCAAAUGUCUCAUGGCAGCAGUCAAAUCAUUAGAGAUAACAGCCAUAAUCAUGUGGUGGGACCUACAACCUCUAAUGGGACUGAAAUGCGACUUUUAAAUUAUGCAGAAAUAAUUUUUGCAGACUUUUUACUCCAGAUGAACAUUUUAUAAAAGUGCCUGAACUAAGCCUGCAAUAUGAAUGUGAUUCUCGGGAAAAGGUGAGGAGGGGAACAUCUAGCUGCAGAAACAAAUUCUUCUGAGUCCUGAAUGUUGAAACCAGCACUGGUUUUCCUUUUAAUUCUUUCCAUUUGCUGAGAUGAGUUAGCAGAUGUGCUACAAAUUCUGCAAGGUGGCCAGCAGACUGUGCAGCCAGCCAGGCUACGUCCUUCAGGACAUAGCUCCCACUAUUUGAGGAAGCACACAUGAGUUUCUUGGGGUAAAAUUUAGUUGUGAUAGCACCCAGAUCAUUUCUCUGUCAGUAUUCCUUGUCCAUAAAGUUCUGCUUUCCUGCCGAGAUGCCUGUGUGCUUUAACGCCUAAACUCUGGUUUCUGGUGGAUCACCUGGAAUUUUCAAGCUCUUCAAGCAUUCUACUGCUGUGUGUAGAACUUCUGAGAAAAGGAUCUUGCUGUUACUUGAGAAAGAUCUCACUAUUACUUGAAAAAGUAACUCAUCCAUACAAUACAGGUUUUUUCAACACCUGUAGCUUGGGAUCUUCAACUUUAAACAGAAGCAAUAAUUUUGUUCCUCAUCUGUUGCUGGCUAUCCUUGGCUGCAAAUACAGAACCAAGUCAUUGCUGCUGUGGAAUUAAGUAUGUAGAUCUGUGUGUGUGUAUGUCACUCACAUAUGUACUGAACACAGUGUGUUAGGGAAAUAUUGAUCUCUUCUUGAUCCUCUGCCUCAUAUGAAGAAAAUAUGGCAAUUCACUGAGAUUUUAAAAAAUUCCUCAGUGAGGAAUUGCUCAAGUUUGAGGCAGAUUAUGUGUGUGGAGAAGUAUUUGGACCCAGGAGAAACAGCUGAUGCCUGUGCAGAAAUGUUUGCUGCAAGAAAACCAAGGGGCACAGCACAGUGGUUUUCUGAGUCAGUGUGCUGAGAAAUACAGGACAAACAGCACAGAUCAGUGGCAGAGGCUGAGAGCACGACCCUGAGUUAAUGAUCUCAGGUGUUGGAUGUGAGCUGAUCCUAAAUUUAGAAACUGGACUUGCUGCUCGGUGUGGUGCAGCCCUGAGCACUUCCCUUGGGAGGGUGGUGUUUGCUCCCAGACACAUUCUCCUCUGCCAUUCUCCCUGUGCCACUGGGCAGGGUCUCUCUGCUGGUUCCUAAUCCAGUGGAACAGUUUGUGUGUUAACAGCAGGGGCACAAAGGCAGCCAGAGCUAAAUGGGCAAUGACUCUUUUGGAAGCACAUUUAUUACUUUUUUAACUAAGUGUCUGUGGCAGGCUUUUUCCUCUUGCUGAGAGUUAAUGUAAAAAUGGAUGGGCAGAUGGAUUUUGCCCCAUGUAUCCCUUCUGGUUGAAAAGUGAGGCUUUUGUAUACACUGCUUUAAUGAGUUUCUUUGCUUUUACAUUAAUCUGACUGGUAUUAUCCCCUUUCUUUAUUGAUAGCCCUAGAGAGAGAUACUAUGAUGAAGUCUAAUAGGAAAUGCACUGAGUACUGUUUCUUCUGAAAUAUAAUAUGGGAAGGGGUAUGCAAAAGAAUGUAUUUUUGCUAGCAGACUAACUUCUGAAAGAAACUAAGCACAAGGGAUUAAAAUUAAUCCAAUUAAUUCAGUAAGACAUUUAGAGUUAGUAUUUAACUGUUGAUGUAGAUUCUGUGUGGAAGCAACUAAAUAUUUCUUCUCUAACUCACAUGUCCUAAGCAGACAUUGUUGCAGAGUUUGUCACUGGCUAAUGGAGUAUAAUGAAGUGCAAAACAUAUAACACUAGUAUUAAUUCAUUAACACUUGUAAAUUUGUAAAGCCAAAUGUACCAAGCUGAAGUCUUUAAUCAUUUUUAUAGCUGAUGGCAUUAAACAUGUUAAACAUUCAUAUUAUCAAUAAAGGAUUUUAUUUUUAA
Oenanthe melanoleuca is the source of this 4611-nucleotide messenger RNA. It is a transcript of the gene CTTNBP2NL, whose product is annotated as CTTNBP2 N-terminal like. The transcript has 5 exons. The coding region runs from base 531 to 2378 and encodes 615 amino acids. The record is from RefSeq and is a predicted model, not a curated record. Lineage: Eukaryota; Metazoa; Chordata; Aves; Passeriformes; Muscicapidae.